UGCUCAGUUCCCAACCCUGGUCUCUUUCAGGUCCUGGGAGCUCCUGGUUGGCAAGUGACAUCUCUGGGGUGUAAGUGAGGCUGGUUUGAAGCUAGAGGUAAACAGACGGUCACUGCCCCCACCAUGUCGCAAGUGAUGUCCAGCCCCCUGCUGGCAGGAGGCCAUGCAGUCGGCUUGUCUCCCUGCGAAGAACCCAGGAGGGCCCUGCACCCAGCACCCAGCCCCGGCCUGCCACUGCAGUGUCCCUACUAUACCACAGAAGGUUGGGGAGCCCAGGCCCUGAUGGCCCCCACACCCUUCAAGGGGCCCCCCAGCAGGCUCCAGCAGGGUCCACAGGCUAGAGCCAAAGCCAGCUGCCUCCUGCAGUCCCCUGGGGAGCAGACCUCAGGGACCCUGGAGGAGCUCGACUCCUACAUUGACUUCUCACUGGAGAGCCUCAACCAGAUGAUUCUGGAACUAGAUCCCACCUUCCAGCUGCUCCCCGCAGGAACUGGUAGCCCCUGGGCUGAGCCCACCCAGAGCACCACCUCAAGGAAAAAGAAAGAUGAGCCUGAAGCCUUGGACAUAAAGUACAUCGAGGUGACCUCCACCAGAUCAAGGUGUCAUGAUGGCCCCCAGUGCUGCUCCAGCCCAUCUGUCACCCCGCCCUUUGGUUCCCCACGCAGUGGUGGCCUCCUCCUUUCCAGAGACAUCCCCCGAGAGACUCGAAGCAGCAGCGAGAGCCUCAUUUUCUCUGGGAGCCAGGGCAGGGGGCACCAGCGCCCCCCUCCCCACUCUGGGGCUCCCUCUUCUCAUCCCCCACCCUCUCCCAGCAUCUCUAUCCCCGGCAUGGGGAACAAGGCCUCGGGCCCCCAUGGCUUGGGCUCCCCACUGGCAGCUUCUCCAGGCUUGGAGAAGGGGCUGGGGGGCCUGGCCCCACAGCAGGGCAGCAGGGUCUCUGUGUUGUCAGCCAGCCCAGCAUCCGAUGUCAGCUACGUGUUCGGAAGCAGCCAGUCCCUCCUCCACUCCAGCGUCUCCAGCCAUCAGUCAUCUUCUAGAUCCUUGGAGAGUCCAGCGAGCUCUUCCUCCAGCCUCCACAGCCUUGGCCAAGUGUCUCCGGGUACAAGAGCCAGUGACUUCCAGGUCCCCAGCAACCCCACCCCAAACAUGGGCCAGCCCAGAGCAACUCACUCCCCACCACUGGCCAAGGAGCACGCCAACAGCUGCCCACCAUCCAUCACCAACUCCAUGGUGGACAUACCCAUCGUGCUGAUCAAUGGCUGCCCAGAACCAGGGUCUCCCCCAUCCCAGCAGAUCCCAGGACACCAGGACUUUGUCCGACCUGGGGCCCCUUCUUCCAGCAAGUCUUGUCCAGCCACCAGGAGCCACAGCCAGACCCCUCUCACCACAUCCUCAGAGGGUCCCACCAGGGACAUGCAGCCCACCAUGAAGUUUGUGAUGGACACAUCUAAAUACUGGUUUAAGCCAAACAUCACCCGGGAACAAGCAAUCGAGCUGCUGAGGAAAGAGGAGCCAGGGGCUUUCGUCGUGAGGGGCAGUUCUUCCUACCGAGGCUCCUUUGGCCUUGCCUUGAAGGUGCAGGAGGCCCCUGCACCUGCCCCGAACCGAUCAGGUGAGGACAACAGUGACCUCAUCCGCCACUUCCUCAUCGAGUCUUCCGCCAAAGGGGUGCAUCUCAAAGGAGCAGACGAGGAGCCCUACUUUGGGAGCCUCUCUGCCUUUGUGUGCCAGCAUUCCAUCAUGGCCCUGGCCCUGCCCUGCAAACUCACCAUCCCACAGAAAGAAUUGGGAGCUGGAGACUCCUCAGACCCCACUACAGACAGCCGGGCCUCCCACCUGAAGAAAUCUGCAGGGUGUUUUUCCGGCGCCAUUACCCCCUCACCACCCUCCGCUUCUGUGGCAUGGACCCCGAGCAACGGAAGUGGCAAAAGUACUGCAAGCCCUCCUGGAUCUUCGGGUUUGUGGCCAAGAGCCAGACAGAGUCACAGGAGAAUGUGUGCCACCUGUUUGCAGAGUAUGACACAGUCCAGCCAGCCUCCCAGGUCAUCGGCCUGGUGGGUGCCCUGCUGCAGGACACAGAAAGGAUGUAGAGGGAGGGAGCUUCCCGUGCACCUUCCUGGACAUCCGAAGGGGGCUAGAACCCCUGAGCAGGGGCUUGUGGCCACACUAAUGAGCCAAUCUAUUGGACUGGGGAGAACGGUACCAAGUUGAAACCCUGGAAACCUAAUGACCGUCAGCAGUGACCUUCAUCCAGACCCAACUGGGUCUCAGUUUCCUCAACCAUAAAAAGAGGCCAAUAGACAGGACCAGCUGUGCUUCUCAGACUUUGAUGGCAUCUCAACAAGCUCCCUGUGAUUCUGAAGCACGCCCACAUCUGAGGACCCCUGACUCCAUCAACUUGGACACUGCCAAUGCAGAAGCCUGAGUUAGAGACCUGCGACCCUCUGUCGUGGCAAACAGAAGGUGCUGGGUUGGGACCCAUGGGCCCCAAUGCUGACCUGGGAGAGGUGAUAUGCAAGGAUCGACCAAAGGAGGGAUGGACGGACUCUAUUUCCCUCCAUAUCUGUUCCUUUCCCCACUUCCGUAAUGGCUUCUUGGGCAGCUGUUCCCAGGACAAAGCAGGAUCUGCCUGCCCUGGAUUCUUUAGGCCAAUGUGGCCACAGUUGUCAGGGCGGCUUAGCAAGGGGGAUCUUGUCCUCAUGGUCAGAGACCACCCAGCUGCCCUCACAUCCUUGAUGUCUAGUUCCCACCACUGCAAAUGAGUAUCAGCCCCAUCUUUUCUCUCAAUUUUUUGGUAAGCAAGUGUCCUCCAGCUGGUGUCACAACUGCCCUAAUGUUACUUAUGUAACCCACGGGAGGGAGGUGGGGGCAGGGAGACCCUCUGCUCUCCAGAGCAGAUGCCAGGGCCAGCUUUCUCUGGUUCUGCCUCAGCUCCCGUCCUGCUGAGUGCCCCCUGCUUCCCAAAACACACACAUAGACACCCCGACAGGCCCAGCAGUAGGGUAUCUAUGGUCUUACAGCCACACGGGGGCAGCAGAGAGUCAUGAAUGCAGACAGGCCGCCAACUCAGGAGGUUUGGAGAAGCUGGGCAGUCUUUCCCCCACCCCCACCUCCGUCAAGACUCCCAAGAAGCUGGAAUCCUUUGUCUAACAGGCCUGGGGUCCUAAGAAAACCACACCGUGAGGGUGGAAGAGGAGGUUCAGAGAAGAAGCCCACUUUUGUUCUACAAGGAGCAAAUGCCUGCCCCCUCCCAGCUGUGGGCCCUGCCACCCCAUCGUUAUCAUUAUCUUUGGCCAAAGCUGGGCCUGACGGAUUGUGAUUUCAACCCAGGAAACCAAACCGGACUGAGGCUGCCCUGGGCUGGCGGGACCGGCUGAGAGCAGCCCGCCCAGCCUGUGCUCAGGCACUGCCCCAUCCCUGGAGAGUAGAGAACACUAGACAAGUUCUGAAGGUCAUAUUCAGGAGACUGGCAGAGAGCCCCCCCCUUUUACCCAUGGGAGCCUGUGUAGUUCUCAUGGAAAAUAAAGUGUCUGU
This is a messenger RNA of Leptonychotes weddellii (Weddell seal), 3534 nucleotides long. NCBI's taxonomy places the organism in Eukaryota, Metazoa, Chordata, Mammalia, Carnivora, Phocidae. The record is from RefSeq and is a predicted model, not a curated record.